AUGGAGGGAGACUCAGAUUAUUCGAAUAGUGAAUUGUCUAAACUAUCAAUUAUGAAUCAACAAUCAGCCAGCAUUGAUGAUACAAUGAAUUCUGAUUUGUCGAUUCCAUAUUCGAUUAAACUUGGUUAUGCUUUUCAGUCUCAAUUGCCGUUGGAACAGUUAAUCGAUCAACGAUCAAUCCAAAGCUACUUACAAGGGUUAUUAUUCAUGAUAGAAGAAAAAAGCAAAAUCUAUGAUUUUCAGAUGCGAUUGCGAAAUCAAGAUCCGGAUGGUUUUACAAUAAUUUUCAUACACAAGGACGUUAAUAAUUAUUCCGGUCCAGUUCAAUAUGACGAAUGUAUUUUUUGUGAUCUAAACAACAAAUUAUCACAAAUCAGCUUGAUCAAACAGAAUCCAACUACAUGUAUUUGGCUAGAUAUAAAAUUGAGAAAUAAGCUAGUUGUUACACCACGACAACACAUAGAACGACUUUCUGAAAUGUCUGAAGAAGCAAUGACUAGCUUUUGGCACGAUACGCAAGUGUUAUUAGAUGAAGAAGGCUGUGAUUGGAAAAGUAUGGUUUUGAAUCAUGGAAAAUACCGUCAUCAUGCUCAUUUUCAAAUGAAGAUCAAUAUUGACGAGUACCAAUGGAAUGAACGAAUGACACGGAAAUAUGAAGAAAAACUAAUGCACAUAAAACAUCUGCUCGAAUACGACGAAGACAAUAUUACAUAG
This is a messenger RNA of Rotaria socialis, 714 nucleotides long. NCBI's taxonomy places the organism in Eukaryota, Metazoa, Rotifera, Eurotatoria, Philodinida, Philodinidae. The record is from the annotation of a GenBank genome assembly.